This is a messenger RNA of Erinaceus europaeus (western European hedgehog), 871 nucleotides long. RefSeq names its product ERH mRNA splicing and mitosis factor (gene ERH). The transcript is spliced from 4 exons. Lineage: Eukaryota; Metazoa; Chordata; Mammalia; Eulipotyphla; Erinaceidae. The coding region runs from base 150 to 464 and encodes 104 amino acids. The record is from RefSeq and is a predicted model, not a curated record.
CUCGAUGGUCCCAAAACCCUUUACGCCGUGCGACUCUGACGACUUCCGGCGGCUCCUCUCGCGGGGAUUGGCUGUUGGCGGCGUUGCGGCUUAGCUCGUGUGCGGCGGCGGUGUCUGCGGCGGCUGCAACGAAAGAAGAGUUUGGCGCCAUGUCUCACACCAUUUUGUUGGUACAGCCUACCAAGAGGCCAGAAGGCAGAACUUAUGCAGACUACGAAUCUGUGAAUGAAUGCAUGGAAGGUGUUUGUAAAAUGUAUGAAGAGCAUCUGAAAAGAAUGAAUCCCAACAGUCCCUCUAUCACAUACGACAUCAGUCAAUUGUUUGAUUUUAUUGAUGAUCUGGCAGACCUCAGCUGUCUUGUUUACCGAGCUGAUACCCAGACAUACCAACCUUAUAACAAAGAUUGGAUUAAAGAGAAGAUCUACGUGCUUCUUCGUCGACAGGCCCAACAGGCUGGGAAAUAAGCUGGAAGCAUGAGGGGCGUGGGGUUGGGUUCAGAACACAGAUGUGGACAGCCUCCUAUAGUGAAGGUUUUGUAUUGCGGUAACCCUGUUUCCCUUGUGGUACAUUCUAACCAAUACAGACUGUGUUAGAGAAAAUGUGAGGAUCUUGUUCAAGCUAAAGUCCUCUUGCCCCUUUCUCCCACUUUUUUUUUUACUUCAAUCAUUUCUAUGAUGUUUUAGAUGGAGGUGAUUCUUUGUCAGUUUAUGUUGGUUCCAGUCCUUCCAAUUGUUCAUACCUACUAUAAUACUCAUUACAUUAACCCUUCUACAAGGUGGAGUGGGGGGUGGGGGGGUGACAAUAGUUCAUUGUGUCCUCAAGCUAAAAGUGUUAGUGGAAAAACAAAUAAAUGUUCUUUAGUUACAUUUUC